CCGGCGGCUGGCUUCUGAUUGGCUGGGGCGAGCGGUGGCCCGACCCGAGGAAGCCGGUGUUCUCGCUCGCACUCGAGGGUAGCGGCCAGGAGCCGGCAGGACUGGAAGGGGCGCAGUGUCUGUGAAGACUCUUCAGGAAAUCACAAUGUCAACCAACACAGACCUUUCUCUUUCUUCAUACGAUGAAGGUCAGGGAUCUAAGUUUGUUCGGAAAGCUAAGGAGACACCGUUUGUCCCCAUUGGAAUGGCUGGGUUUGCAGCAAUUGUUGCAUAUGGCUUAUACAAACUGAAGAACAGGGGAAAUACGAAGAUGUCCAUUCACUUGAUCCACAUGCGUGUGGCAGCCCAGGGCUUCGUUGUUGGAGCCAUGACGCUUGGUAUGGGCUACUCCAUGUAUAAGGAAUUCUGGGCCAAGCCGAAGCCUUAGAAGAUGAGCUGCCGCCUUGGUCUGGGAACUGCUUGCUUUAUUUAGACGUCUCAUAUUGAGGUUACAUGUUUGUGUCUACAAUAAAUAACAUGGGUUUAGACAAUAACUCAGUAUUGAACAUUACUUUCUUGCCAGCUUGAUUUACCUUUUGACCGUAUUGUUAAUGACUAGUUCACUAACUAGGUCACUUGGGGGCGAGUCAAGUUAACACAAAAGAAAUCUGUCACCUGAAUGUAUAGUUGGUAACAGCGUUCUCCCUGCACCCUUGUGAUGAAAAUUUUGAGGACAGUGGACAGUGCAGACACACACUGUGCUUCAGAGCAGGCCUUGCUUUGGAAUGUGUUGGGGAGGAAUCAUGUUUGCCUCAGUUCAUUUAACCUGUAGGCUGGCUUUAGAACUCAAGGUUUUAAGGUUUGUUGGCUUCUGAAAACACAUUCCAAAGAGUGCAUGAAAAAUAACUAACUUAUAAAGCCCCCUACAACCGACUGAGGGAGAGGGGAGGGAGUGUGGUAUGUGUGUGUUUGUGUGUGUGUGUGUGUGUGUGUGUGUGUGUGUACAACAGCUGGUAAAGCUGAUGAGCUGCAGAGAAGCAGUUUGUUAGACUCAUAAACAGAGUAAUGGUGGGUUCCACUUUAGCUCUUUUAUAAUUGCAAAGUUAUAUUUUUGCUGCUUUGUAAUAGGAUAGUUCUUAGACAUCAUCUUGAAACAGGUAUUUUGUUUCUUUUUUGUGGUGCUGGGCAUUAAAUGCAGUGCCUCACAUAGGCGUUUUUAAUUGCCAGUUCCACUGAGCUACAUCCCAGCAGAAGUAGGUACUGUGAGUGGUAAUACUUACGUCAGUGAUAAAGGAAAUACACAGCUUAAUGUGCAGAGUGUGUCUUACUUCCCUGUAAGAAUCAUAGGUACUAAAGUACCAAAAAUGAGAGAUAUGGUGGGCGGGCUAGUUUUUGAGACAUUACACACAGACUUGGAUAUACAGAAUGCUUAGUGCACUGUAAAAUCCCCCUGUCCAGACUGAACUUACAUUCCAUAGUGACAACAUGGCAUAUGUAUUGUUAUUAAAAUAAGUGAACACAUCA
This is a messenger RNA of Peromyscus californicus insignis, 1503 nucleotides long. RefSeq names its product HIG1 hypoxia inducible domain family member 1A (gene Higd1a). The record is from RefSeq and is a predicted model, not a curated record. Bases 146 to 427 code for a protein of 93 amino acids. NCBI's taxonomy places the organism in Eukaryota, Metazoa, Chordata, Mammalia, Rodentia, Cricetidae. Gene Ontology annotation, biological process: negative regulation of apoptotic process; mitochondrial respirasome assembly. Gene Ontology annotation, cellular component: mitochondrion. The transcript has 5 exons.